CGUCACGUGACGUCCCGCCCCGCCACAGCCACCCUCGCUGUUAUGGCCGCUCUGGGGAAAAAGAAGCCCAAGAAGGGUAAAACCGUCAGCCUGAACGACUUUCUGGCUGAAGAUGCAACUGCGGGAAGUGUAUUUGUGCCACCAGUUCGACCGGUCAACUGGGCAGAUGAAACUGAAGAUUUUGAAGGAGAAGUGUCAACGGCCUGGCCUGCUGAUGAUGGUGUGUACAAGCCUUCAGUGGAUCGUGCACUGCUGCCCACUGCCCCACGUGCUGCCCGUGCCCCCAGUGUGGACAUGGCACGACUGCCCGCCAAACCACCUUACACCGCUUUCCUUGGCAACCUGCCCUAUGAUGUGACCGAGGAGUCAAUUUUCAAAUUCUUCACAUGGACUCAAGGUUUGUUCCAAGUUUUUUUUUUUCUGGCAGCUUGCUUGUGUUCAGGAAGGAGUGUUUAAAAUGAUAUUUGUUUCCUCAGCAGGAGGUUUAGCUUGGAGGAAAUUACAAUUGCUGAUGAGUUUAGGAAAAUAUAACUUGAUUGUACCGAAAUAAAGAUGCACCUUUAAAUAAGUGAUUUAUUUAUUAUCUGAGAGAAUAUAUGUAAAGUAGGUAUAUAUUAGAAUCGUAGCCUUUAUAUAUGAAAACAACCACCAGGGGUAUCUUUAUUACAAUUACUGGGAAAUGCCUUGUGCUUAUCAAGUAAAAAAUAGACUAUCGUUUUUUGCCCCCCCAAUGCAAUUUUUAAUACAUUAAAGAAGCGACAGCACAAGAGCUCACACUAGGUCACCUCUAAUGCAUGUAGUUGUGUUUAAAAUAUCUCUGAAUGUACCAAUCCUCCCCACUGAGCAUAUAGCACUGCAAUCCCUGGGUAUUUUAUAUGCAUUAAAAAGAAAAUUCCAAAUGUGAAAAGUUUUAAUAGAACUCUGUUUCAGGUCAGUGCUGUACGCUUGCCACGUGAAGCCAGCAACUCUGACCGGCUCAAGGGCUUUGGGUAUGCUGAAUUUGAUGACAUUGAGUCUCUCAUGAGGGCUCUGGCACUUAAUGAUGAAAUGUUGCGGAACAGAAGAGUAAGAGUAGAUAUAGCUGAUCAAACACAAGACCGAGAUGACCGUGGAGGUUUGUCACGUGACCGGGACUGGAGCCGUGAUGACAGAACAGAUAAUGACUGGCGGUCUCGAUCCAAUAACAACAACGUCGAUGACUUCCCACGCCGAAACGGGGACCAAUAUGGAGAUCGUGAUCGAAUGUCGAGCUGGGGCCGAGAUCGUUAUGAGCCAGAUCGAGAGCGAUUUAGAGAUCGGGAGCGCUCAUUUGGGCCGCGACGAGAUGUGGAUCAUUACCGGGACAGCCAGGACCGUUAUGACGAUCGUGACAGUGGUUAUGAUGACAGGAGGAGCAGCGAUCGGGGCUCAGACUUCAGAAGUGGACGCCGGCCCUUUGGAUCUGGUUUCCGAAGGGAGAGUUAUGAUGACCGACAUGAUGACUAUCGAGGAGAUCGCUAUGGUGACAGAAGAGAGGAGCGCUUUGAAAGGAGAGGAGAUUACGGGCGGAGGGACGAUUAUAUCAGGGAGGAGAGAGGUCCUGUACAACGGCCCAAGCUCAACCUGAAGCCGCGGAGUACGCCCAAGGAGGAGGGCGUGCCGCCACCUCCUGCACCUGCCACUCAGAAACUGGCCUUCAUUUUUGGUGGUGCCAAGCCGGUGGACACCGCAGCUCGUGAGAGGGAGGUGGAGGAGAGACUCAAGCGUGAACAGGAGGAGAUGGAAAGGCGCCUAAGUGAACAGGGGCGCCUCGGAAAACCCGAGUGGAUCCAGAGGGAGAGACAUCCCAGCUGGCGCAGCGAUGACGAUCGUUUGGAGCGGCGCCCCACCAGUGACACCUCGGAGACCGGCCGUUCAUCUCGGGGAGCCAGUGCCACAAGCAGUGCAUCUGCCAGGGGCCCACGGGUCCGUAAAGAGAGUGAUGUGUCUGGAGAUAAUGAGGUAUUUACUCGGGAAGAUAGACCUCUAUCACCGGCCACCCGACCCCCUCGCCAGCCAGAACAGCAACCGCAGCAAUCAAGCCAGCAGAGAGAGCUGCCGCAGUUAGUGCCACAAGCGACACCACAGACGGCCGCUAAGUUGGUGCCCGCUCCACCACCCAAGGAGAACGCUUGGGUCAAGCGUUGUGGAUCUACAAGAGUUGGUCCUACUUCACCCACGCACCAUGGUGCCACCACCGAACACCUUUCAGAACUGCCACUGUGCCAGGAGAAAACACAAGCACACAAACCGGCUAACAGUGUACCUUCCAACAAGAUGCCUUCCACAGCAACAUAUUCUCGUGGAGUUGCUGCAGACAAGGACCUAAAACUAUUGCCAGAUGGCAGCAGGACAACCAAGCUCAACGAUGAUUUUGAAGGGAAGCCAGACGCCACUACUGGCCGCACAGAGAAAGCCGGAGUGCGAGCCAAGAACAACCUGAAUCGUGGUAAAGGCCGAGGACGUGGCAUCAUUGCUGUCAAAAGAGACCCUGACAGAAAGGAGAGCCGGAAAGAGAGAGAGUCGCAACUGAUCGAAACAAAGAAAUACGAUGAGCCUGAGCCACUGAGUUUCAGCUCUGUCAGCAAGUUUUCUGCACUGAGUGUGGAUGGAGACUUGGACUAUGAAGACUGAAUUCCUCUCAUUGUCCCACACACACACUGAUGUAUGCUGUUCCUUAAUGAGGUGCUACUUCAUUGUUUGCUUUUUUGCGAAAGCAGUCUGCAAUGUGUGUGGGACUAUUUCAUGCAUGAUGUUCUGACUCUUGAAAACCAAUGUUGUUUUCCAGUUUUCAUGUCCUUGAAAGACAUUUGAUUACGUGAGUUUUCUCUCUCUUAAUUCUUAAUAGGCAGUGUGUGCCACAGCUGUAAUUUUGCUUGGCUUUGUUCGACUCCAACGGUGAUGCGGUCAACUGAAAGCUGUUUGAAGACAGCGUUGAAGAGCAUAAUGUAUCUGUUAAGAGAUCCGUCAUUACAAAUUUAACUGCUAUUCCAAGUGCAUGAUUUCAGCAUACGUAAAACUUGCAUGUUUUGUAGAAGAGCUGGCUUUUGGGCAAGACAUGCUUAAAAUAUGAAUAGAUAAUAUAUUUAUUGUUGUGGUCUUGCAAUCAAAUACCAUAGGGGACAAAGUAAAUUCUGUGGCCAUGCUGUAAUUAUCAUUAAUGUCAAGCUUCAACAAACAGCAGCUAUUGCCCACGAGCUAAUGGUGUUAAAUCACGAACAGACAUGGCAAUUCUUGUACAAAUGUACUGUAAACUGUGCAGUCAGCAAAUACCUUAAUUCAUUGAUGCGUAUAUAGCCUAUUGCAAAAAAACAAACUUGCAAUAAAUGUUUGUAUUUUA
Molecule: messenger RNA, 3358 nt
Organism: Lethenteron reissneri (Far Eastern brook lamprey)
Lineage: Eukaryota; Metazoa; Chordata; Hyperoartia; Petromyzontiformes; Petromyzontidae
Product: eukaryotic translation initiation factor 4B-like
Source: RefSeq, a predicted model, not a curated record